This is a messenger RNA of Homarus americanus (American lobster), 2002 nucleotides long. RefSeq lists its product as uncharacterized. The record is from RefSeq and is a predicted model, not a curated record. Gene Ontology annotation, cellular component: cytoplasm. The transcript is spliced from 2 exons. NCBI's taxonomy places the organism in Eukaryota, Metazoa, Arthropoda, Malacostraca, Decapoda, Nephropidae. The coding region runs from base 192 to 938 and encodes 248 amino acids.
AGUAUUUUUAAUCCCUGCUAUUGACAAUUCUGGAAUUUAGAACAUACUGUAACACUAAUACUCAGGGAUCAUAGUUCCUAUUGGUCCAUGACUUGCGCUGAAUGCUGGUAUAGCGUGGGAAGUACUGAGCUAUUCUGCUGGUGUUGGGAAAAAAUUAUUGGUCGAUUCAGAUCAUAUCACAUCACGAACCAAUGGCGUCCAGAACCGUCCCCUCGUCGCAGAAUCAGCCUGUUAAGAGCGGUGGCUGUAAGUGGCUGGUGAUUGGCCUAUCAGGAGUAACUGGUGGAGGAAAGACCACUUUGGCCACUCAGCUGAUAGCUUCUCUCCCUACCACCACCGUGUAUCUGUGUCAAGAUGAAUACAUCCUCCCUGACCAUCACCAAGCACACCUCAAGGUGCCCGAGCCACUGCAGGGCCCUAACAAGAAUUCUCUAUGUAGCGUUGAUAUGACGAAAAUGAUAGCUGACAUCAAGCAUAUCCUAUUGACAGAUAGUGCAGACAUUAACUUGGUUGAUUUUAUUGGCCUAGAAGACAGAGGUAAAGUUAUUGGGCAAGGUUUAAACACACCUAGACCACCAUUCAGAGGACACAAACAAAGGUCGCAUUGGCCAUCAUUGUUGCUUUUGGACGGGUUCCUACUCUUCAACCACCCAGAGGUGCCUCUAAUGUGUGACCUCCUAUACUUUAUCACACUGACCAAGAGGCAGUGCUUGGAGAGGAGGAAGAUGAAAGUGUUCACCUCUUCCAGUUUGAGCACACAGCAGUACUUUGAAUUAUGUGCCUGGCCGCAGUACGAACGGCACUUUACCGACAUGUGUGAGUCGGUCAAGGGCAUUCACUUUAUUGACGGUGAAUCACCUCGUCAUGCCGUGUAUAAAAGGGUUUUCACUGACAUAAUGAAUAUGUUAGACAGGGAUGACUGUCAGAAACAAAUAUGAUGACCCACCAUUGUUUUUGCUGGAUUCGUGUUUUUCACGGAUUCAUUUUGCAUAAUAUGAAAUUAACCAAAAUAUUUGCUAAAUAUUGUAAUUUUAAAGAAAGAUCAAGUUAAAGCUAUGAUGUGAGGAAUGUUUCUGUGGGUCAUGUGGGAAUGAGACAAGAUUAUUGAUGUAUUUUUAACAUUCUUAACCAUCAGAGAUAAUGUGUAUACAAAAAAAGAAGUACAACUUAAAUAAUACAUACAAUUACUUAGGAUGAAAUAACACGUAUAUGCAUCACACUUCCUGUUGUCAAGUUCGUAUCAAGAGACUACAUACUCAAGACAGGAAUGAGUGUAGAAUAGUCGGUAAUAAUACUAGCUAGAACCGCAAGGCAGUGACGUCAUUUUAUGUAGCUCAGAAUUAGAAUGGUGCGGCAAUCGUACUUAUGUGACGUCACGUUGUCGUCUGCAUGUUUUCAAAAUCUUGGGCUACAGCCAAGAAUAGCCAUUUUAUAAUCAGUAAAAAUAUUGAUGACACCAUUAUAUUUCAGUUUCACUUUGUUGUCAUAGAUACUAAGAAAUUCGUAAUUUUGUUAAAGAAAAAAGUGGAUACUUUAUGGAUACUUUUUAGAAGAUUAUGGAUACGUUUUGAUUUUCACAUUGGCAACACUGUAGCCAAGACUUCUGGACACGCAGUUCAACAUGCUGGGUAGAUCGCAUCCCUGCGUUAUUUGCAAGAGGAGAAAGGAUACACGUCCACAUUUAAAUUUUCAUCGGUUUCUUGGGAGUUAGUGAAAAUGUACAAUUAUAUAUUGAAAUACAUUUCUAAUGAGAGGCAGCAGCUUCAUCAGUCACUCAGACUCACUUGAUACGAAUUUGACAAGUUUGACAGGAGUCGCAGAUGGCAAAAUGCCAUUGACAUUCUCAGAAUAUACGUGAAGAACUGUGAGGAAUUGCACAGAAAUUAUCGAGUGUGCUUUUUUCCUUCAUAAUACUGUAUAUACCUUCCAUAAGAAUCUUCAAUUCGGUUAACGAAAAAAAUUCAAUUAACGAAUUCCUCUCAACAUGUUUUCGCUUGCUCAC